Messenger RNA from Linum tenue, 2663 nucleotides. Lineage: Eukaryota; Viridiplantae; Streptophyta; Magnoliopsida; Malpighiales; Linaceae. The record is from the annotation of a GenBank genome assembly.
UUUUUCCUUAUGUAAGCCGAACGCACGAAGGAAUUAGUUUACCCCCUUUCCUCUCCGUCCUUCCAGCCCUAGAAAAGGAGGGGCAUUCUGCUCGCGUUAGAUCAUCUUCUAGCUACUUCAUCUUCGCAGGCGAUAGAGUUAGGCUUUCUGGGUAGGAACUUGCAAGUGAAAUCUAAGCAGCGGCAGAGAUUUUUUUUGGUCGUUAGUGGCGAUUGGGGGUGAGAUUUCGCGCGACCUAGGUUUUAUGUGCAUUGCUGAUGAAGUGAUAAAGGAUCAAUAAGUCAUUGUUUUCUACUCUCCUAGCCCAGUCCUGGAAACAUGACGGUGUUACUGCCUGGGGAAUCUUCAAAUCAUGGCGGUUCUGAGAGCGGGACUUCAAGAAGCUCUCAGGAAAAGCCAGAGGACGGAGCUCGUUGGUAUUUUACAAGGAAGGAGAUUGAAGAAAAUUCCCCAUCAAGGAGAGAUGCCAUUGACUUGAAGAAAGAAACAUAUUUACGCAAGUCAUAUUGCACAUUUUUGCAAGAUCUUGGCAUGAAGCUUAAAGUACCCCAAAUAACUAUAGCCACAGCAAUAGUGUUCUGUCAUCGAUUUUUCAUUCGCCAGUCACAUGGGAGGAAUGACAGACGGACUGUAGCAACUGUGUGCAUGUUCCUUGCUGGUAAAGUUGAGGAGACUCCUCGUCCACUGAAGGAUGUAAUUCUUGUCUCGUACGAGAUAAUAAAUAAAAAAGAUACUACUGCAGCACAGAAGAUCAAACAGAAGGAAGUAUAUGAGCAACAAAAAGAACUUAUUUUACUUGCGGAGAAGGUUGUCCUUAGCACUUUGGGUUAUGACUUCAAUGUCCAUCACCCUUACAAACCUCUCGUCGAGGCAAUUAAGAAAUUCCAAGUUGCACAGAAUGCACUUGCUCAAGUGGCUUGGAAUUUUGUUAAUGAUGGACUGAGGACUUCACUCUGCCUGCAAUUUAAGCCACAUCAUAUUGCAGCAGGUGCCAUUUUCCUUGCUGCCAAGUUCCUCAAAGUGAAGCUUCCAUCAGACGGUGAGAAGGUCUGGUGGCAGGAAUUUGAUGUCACCCCACGCCAAUUAGAGGAGGUCAGCAAUCAGAUGCUUGAACUAUAUGAGCAAAACAGAGUGCCUAUGUCACAGGGGAGUGAAGUGGAAGCUGGAGGGGGCCAAGCUCAUUCUGGCCCAUCCAAAACCCCCACUUUGAACGAGGAGCAUGCUUCAAAGCAAGCAUCAUCUCGUUCGGCGGCUGAAAACUCAUAUGCAGAAAACCACAGGGUGGCACCAAGAACAACGCAGAAUCAGAGUAACAAUGAUAAUGGCAAUGCAGAGGGGGAUAGCGUUAUUAAAGAUCACAAGGCAGACUUGGAAAACAAGGAUGUUCUUCAACAGCAUCCAGAUAAUAAUGCUAAUUUGUCCCUCAAGGAAAACACGAGAGAAGUUCCAAGCAAAUCCAGGUCUGGGGCAGAGCGAAUAAAUGGAAAAGAACAAGAAAGAACUGAGGAAAGGAGCGGCGAAGGUGCGGAGGCAGCAGGAGAGGGGAAAGAUGAUACGCCACGGAAGUCUAGUAGUGGUAUGGCAGGGCGAAACUUGGAUGCUGCUAGAGAAGGCUCAGUCGGUCAAUCCCCUAAAGAUGCCAUGAAGAUGAUUGAUAGGAACAAGGUAAAGGCUGCACUUGAGAAAAGGAAGAAAGCUCGUGGAGAAUUGACCAGGAAAAAAGAUGUAUUGGAUGAGGAUGAUCUUAUUGAGAAGGAACUGGAAGAUGGAAUAGAAUUGGCAGCUGAGGAUGAGAAAAGCAAGCGGGAGAGGCGGCAGAACUACUGGUCCAAGAUGGAAAGUGCUGCAAAGGAUCAUGGAGAAAUUGACGAUGGGGAGAACCAUGAGGAAGGAAGAUCUUCUAGAGGGUUGGACGUGGAGAAUGCUGCUGAGGAAGGGGAAAUGUUGGAAGAUGAUGCUUUGGUUGUGUUGAACAGCCGAAAAAGGAAAGCUGGGGGUAGCCCGGACAGACAGCAGUCAGAGGGGAAGAAGCGACACGAUUAUUUGCCCAGCAACAACAAUUAUAGCCAUGAUUCUGUGGAAGAAGGGCACAAGGUGGGCAGGGGUGGUGGGUACGGGGAUCACAGGAGGCAUGCUCAAGAGAAUCAUUCGUGAAGGAUCAGGGAAAAUGAAUGAAGCUUGCUUGCUUUGGGACUUUGCUGCUGAACUCUUCUCUUCUGUCUGCUCUGCCUCCUCUCAUAUUGGCUUUUGGUUUGGGAUUUUUUCGUUGUCUGAAAUGGCAUAUAUUCUCAGGGAGGGCACUGACUAAUAUGAAUGCUGGUGAUGAUGAGUUUAUGGCUAGGGGAUGAUGAGUUUAUAACAAUGGCAGGUGUGAGGCCCUUCCCCACCCCAAAUCCCAAGAGAGAGAAAGAAGGAAAAAAAUUGUAAGAGUAAAGAAAAAACUGAGGUUGAGAGACUGGAGUUUGUAAGGUGGCAUAUUUUAUUGGCCUAGUGUAUCGAAAACAAGAAAAAAGAAGAAAAAAUGGAAAAAGAGUAGAAGGAAAAAUUUAGUGAUGAGUUAUUGAGUUGAGUACUCUGUGAAACCUUCUUCAUUCUCCUGUCGUACUAUAGUUCUAUGAUUUUGGUUUCAGAAGAUGGGUAGUAAGAUUUAUGUAAAUUUGUGU